UUUUGUUUUUGUGGAGAAGAGAAAACAACGCUCUUUUCUUCUAUCAAAAAAAUAAAUUCAAAAAAUAAAAAAAAGCAAUUUUUUUUAGAAAACAAAGGAAGACCUUCCGCGAAGAAAAGCUCUCUUUUUAGUUUUUUUUUUUUUAUUCCUUUCUAAAAAAAGUAACCGUUUUUUGGUUUCUCUGGGUUCUGUUGGGAAGGAAGGGAGGGGAGGUGUUUUGCUAAAGUGACAGCGUGGUUUGUGACAUGGGAAUGAGAAUUCCGGCGUGGAGGUGGUGCUAACGUGACAGUAUUGGUGAUGGAGGAAAGUGGCUGCUGAAUGGAAUUCUCAUUCGAUGCCGGAAUUCCGAUGUCCCGAACAGCAGCGGCGGCGGCGGCGGCGGCUGUCACUGAAGGAACCUCGCUAUCACCGUCGUUGAAUCAAGAUGCUAUGUGGCAAAUGAACUUGAGAUCCGGUGAAAUAAUGGAAUCUGGUCCCUACCCUGAGCAUCCUGGAGAACCAGAUUGUUCUUAUUAUAUCAGGACAGGCCUUUGUAGAUUUGGGGCAACAUGUCGUUUUAAUCAUCCUCCUAACCGAAAGCUGGCUAUUGCUGCUGCUAGGAUGAAAGGAGAUUUUCCAGAAAGAGUAGGACAACCCGAAUGUCAGUACUACCUGAAAACCGGAACUUGCAAAUUUGGAGCUACAUGCAAGUUUCAUCAUCCUAGAGACAAAGCUGGGAUAGCUGGGAGAGUUUCGUUAAAUAUUUUGGGCUAUCCUCUUCGCCCGAAUGAGACUGAGUGUGCUUAUUAUCUAAGAACUGGACAAUGCAAGUUUGGGAGCACUUGUAAAUUCCACCAUCCUCAGCCAACUAAUAUGAUGGUUUCAUUGCGUGGCUCUCCUAUUUAUCCAACCAUCCCUUCUCCAACCACUCCUGGUCAGCAGUCAUAUCCAGGAGACAUUACAAAUUGGUCAAGAGCAUCUUUCAUUCCAAACCCCCGCUGGCAAGGCCCUUCAAGUUAUGCACCUUUGAUUUUACCCCAAGGGAUGGUAUCAGUUCCAGGCUGGAAUGCUUACAGUGGUCAACUGGCAUCAGUUUCUUCUUCUGAGAACCUACAGCUGGCAAAUGGAAAUAAUCAAAUCUAUGGAACCUCACGCCAGAAUGAAUCAGUGGCUGCAGAAUCUCAGGCGUCCUUUUCUCAAUUUCGUUCUGGAUCUGUCCCUGUAGGUUUUUAUGCAUUGCAGAGGGAGAAUGUAUUUCCCGAGAGACCUGGCCAGCCUGAGUGCCAAUUUUACAUGAAGACUGGAGAUUGUAAAUUUGGUGCAGUUUGUAGGUUUCAUCACCCAAGAGAGAGAGUUCUUCCUGCCCCUGAUUGUAUGUUGAGUCCUUUAGGCCUUCCUUUACGUCCGGGAGAACCUUUAUGCAUUUUCUAUUCUCGAUAUGGAAUUUGCAAGUUUGGUCCAAGUUGCAAGUUUAACCAUCCUAUGGGAAUUUUCACAUAUAAUUACUCCGCAUCAUCUCCAUCUGAUGCCCCAGUUCACCGUUUCUUGGGGUCAUCUUCAGGUACUACUGGGUUAAUUCUCUCAUCAGAGGGGCUUGUUGAAGCAGGCUCUACAAACCCCAGGCGGCUGUCACUCUCUGAGAAUAGAAAAUUGUCUUCCAGUGAUGAUAAUAUUGAUACGGAGGGAUAAAAAUUGCAACAAGAUAUGGGCUGAUUACCUUUGACAAUCUUUUGGUGGAUGAGGAAGAAUAAUCUGUAAAUUCAUUUCCCAUUGUUGAAGAUGUACAGAGUUCAUGUCAAGUUGAUUCUGUUCUUUUAAAAAUAUGCAAUUCAGUCAACAGUUGCAUCUUCUGAAUUUCAUAAUCCUGCACUGUAUAAAGCUGAAAAUGAUGUCACAUUUGGUAAAACCCAAUGUGAACAGUUCUUCUGUCCCAAACUGUUUCUUCUUUCUGAUUUUUGCGUUAUGUUUCUUUCACAGAAUGUUAUACGAGGCAUUUCUUUUGCAGUUUUUAAGCCUCUGCCUAGAUUUGUGGUGAAUCUUCAACUAGCUGCUCUGUUUAACAUUUCCAGUCUAGGCCCAGGCUUUCAAAUACUGGUUGAGUAAUUUUCUGCCACCCUGAGUUGUUUGUACACUAUAGCUUCAUCAUUCAUAUCAUACUUCCUCUUCGCUUUUUUCUUCUUGGACCUGACAUGUGCUGGCAUUUACUAAUAUCAGCUUUGUUUCUUGAGGUAAUAAUUACUAUAUUUGCUAAUAUUGAUCAAUCUUGAGUUAUUCUCAAACUUGAUUCUUGUAUUGAUAAUUUUAUUUUUCUUCUUAAUUAUGUGUGAGAAAUUUCCAAGCAGAAGUAUAAAUGAAUAUACAUUUAUUCUACUGUAAAAAGAAGUGGAACAGUGCCAUCUAUAUUUUUGUUAGGUGAAUUCUUCCGACUCUUUGAAGUUCCUGGAGAUCUUACUUCAUGAUAGAUGAUUCACUGAAGAUGAAUUUGUAAGUCACUCCAACUGAAUCUCAUGUUUUAUAAGAUUAGUUUAUCUUUACCAAGCAUCAUACACUUGUCCUUGCAAGAGGCUUUUGAAAAUAGUAGAGAAUCUUUAAAAUAUUGCUCAAUAAAAGGUUCCAAAUUUCUAUUAAAUAUCCUUGACAAAAUGGUAUUAGGUACAAUUUCAUUCAAGGAAAGUUGUGUUUUUAUUCAUUUUUUUUUUUUUCUAUUUAAUGAGAAUAAGUUCUGUAAUUAUUUGAAAAUUUACUAGCUCAAGAUGCAAGAAGGUUGUACCCUCCUUUGGGGUGCCAGUUUUGCUUAAUGCCAAUUUUAGAUGUGUCUUUGUGAUUCUGUAUUUCUAUGCCUCUUGGCAUUCAUGACCAACUAAUUCAAUGUAGUAAUGUCCGCUGAAUCUCUCUGGAAAGUUUGUUUGCUUUGCUCUGAAUUGUGGUAUUGCUUAUUGAAUAGGGAGAGAAAAA
Messenger RNA from Durio zibethinus, 2934 nucleotides. Its product is annotated as zinc finger CCCH domain-containing protein ZFN-like. Gene Ontology annotation, molecular function: mRNA binding; metal ion binding. The record is from RefSeq and is a predicted model, not a curated record. Lineage: Eukaryota; Viridiplantae; Streptophyta; Magnoliopsida; Malvales; Malvaceae.